CCCCAAGCGCGUAUAAGUCAGAAAAAAGUCGACUUCCUUUCUUUCUUUCGUUGACAACGUUUCAAGAAGGAUCAAAACUAUGGCGGACGCAGCUCCAGCCAGUGGACGUGGCGGAUUCCGCGGAGGAUUCGGCGGCGGCGGCGGCGGUAGGGGAGGCCGUGGGGGCCCGCGUGGUCGCGGCAGAGGCCGUGGACGUGGUCGCGGACGCGGAAAGGAGGACUCCAAAGAGUGGGUCCCGGUAACCAAGCUGGGCCGUCUGGUCAGGGACGGAAAAAUCCGCUCCCUCGAGGAGAUCUACCUCUUCUCCCUGCCCAUCAAAGAGUUCGAAAUCAUCGACUUCUUCAUCGGCUCCGACCUCAACGAUGAGGUGCUGAAGAUCAUGCCGGUGCAGAAACAAACGCGUGCCGGUCAACGUACGCGUUUCAAGGCCUUUGUAGCCAUCGGUGACAGCAAAGGUCACAUUGGUUUGGGGGUUAAGUGCAGCAAGGAAGUGGCCACAGCCAUCCGUGGUGCCAUUAUCUUGGCCAAACUUUCCGUUGUGCCGGUGCGUAGAGGAUACUGGGGUAACAAGAUUGGUCAACCUCACACCGUGCCAUGCAAGGUGACUGGUAAGUGCGGUUCCGUGACGGUGCGCCUUAUCCCGGCCCCGCGCGGUACCGGCAUUGUGUCCGCCCCUGUACCGAAAAAACUGCUGCAGAUGGCUGGUAUCGAGGAUUGUUACACUUCGGCCAGGGGUUCCACUGGUACAUUGGGUAACUUUGCCAAGGCCACCUACGCGGCCAUUGGUAAGACGUACGCCUACUUGACCCCCGACUUGUGGAAGGAGAUGCCGUUGAGCAAGACCCCUUACCAGGAGUUUAGCGAGUACCUGGUCAAAAACCAUCGCCCCGCUCUUAAUCCUCACGCUGAAAACGCCGUUUAGGUUUUUUUAUUGUGAUUUGAUUUUAAGUUC
Brassicogethes aeneus is the source of this 952-nucleotide messenger RNA. NCBI's taxonomy places the organism in Eukaryota, Metazoa, Arthropoda, Insecta, Coleoptera, Nitidulidae. The record is from the annotation of a GenBank genome assembly.